AUGGCUAGGGUUUCAUUGUCGCUGCUGGUGGCUAUGUUUGUGGUGCUUUGGUGGUGGGAGGUGAAGGCGGAGUACGUCAAGUACAAAGAUCCAAACCAACAGCCCGCCGCUCGAGUUGCGGACCUUGUUGCCAGAAUGACUCUCCAAGAGAAAAUCGGUCAGAUGGUGCAGAUUGACCGAAGUGUUGCCAAUUUCGACACCAUGAAAACCUACUUCAUUGGGAGUGUGUUGAGCGGCGGUGGUAGCGCACCGCUUCCAGAGGCCAGUGCCGAGGACUGGGUUAACAUGAUCAAUGGUUUCCAGAAGGGUUCUCUCGCUAGCCGUUUGGGCAUUCCAAUGAUUUAUGGCAUCGAUGCUGUUCAUGGACACAAUAAUGUCUACAAUGCUACAAUAUUUCCCCAUAAUAUUGGCCUUGGAGCUACCAGGGAUCCUGAACUGGCCAAAAGAAUUGGAUCUGCCACUGCUCUUGAAGUCCGAGCUACGGGGAUUCCUUAUGCUUUUGCUCCAUGCAUUGCUGUGUGUAGAGAUCCACGAUGGGGUCGCUGUUAUGAAAGCUACAGCGAGGAUCACAGAAUUGUUCAAGCAAUGACCGAAAUUAUCCCAGGAUUACAGGGAGAUAUUCCUGCUAAUUCUCGGAAAGGAUUUCCGUACGUCGGUGGAAAUAAAAAGGUUGCUGCUUGUGCAAAGCAUUUUGUGGGUGAUGGGGGGACAAUCAGGGGCAUCAAUGAGAACAACACCAUUACUGACCGACAUGAUUUGCUUAGCAUCCACAUGCCUGCUUAUUCUGAUUCGAUUAUCAAGGGUGUCUCCACAGUGAUGAUUUCUUACUCCAGUUGGAAUGGGGAGAAGAUGCAUGCGAACCGUGACUUAGUUACUGGCUUCCUUAAAGACACCCUUAAGUUUAAGGGUUUUGUUAUAUCAGACUGGGAAGGAAUUGAUAGAAUUACCUCGCCACCACAUUCAAACUACACAUAUUCUGUCCAAGCUUCAAUUCUUGCUGGAAUAGACAUGGUCAUGGUUCCUGUUAACUAUAAAGAGUUCAUUAAUGAUCUCACCUACCUGGUCAAGAACAAUGUUAUCCCAAUGGAUCGUAUUGAUGAUGCCGUUGGAAGGAUUCUGCUUGUUAAGUUUACCAUGGGUCUUUUCGAGAACCCCUUUGGUGAUCUCAGCCUAGUCAAUGAGCUUGGAAGCCAGGCUCAUAGAGAUUUGGCAAGGGAGGCUGUGAGAAAGUCACUUGUGCUUCUGAAGAAUGGGAAAAAUGGAACCAUUCCAGUCCUACCUCUUCCUAAGAAGGUGCCCAAAAUCUUGGUUGCUGGUAGUCAUGCUGAUAAUCUGGGUUACCAGUGUGGUGGAUGGACAAUGGCUUGGCAAGGAUUCAGUGGCAACAACAAAACAAGGGGAACCACCAUCCUCGGUGCUAUCAAAUCAACGGUUGAUUCAAGCACAGAAGUUGUCUAUCUUGAGAAUCCUGAUAGUGAUUCUGUUAAGUCCAACAACUUUGAAUAUGCCAUUGUUGUUGUUGGCGAGCACCCUUAUGCUGAGACUGAUGGAGACAGUAUGAACUUAACUAUGGCGGAUCCUGGCCCAAGUGUCAUCACCAGUGUGUGUGAAGCUGUCAAGUGCAUUGUUAUUAUAAUUUCUGGCAGACCUGUUGUGAUUGAACCGUAUGUUUCAUCAAUUGAUGCCCUGGUAGCAGCAUGGUUGCCAGGAACUGAAGGCCAAGGAAUUACUGAUGUCCUUUAUGGUGAGCAUGGAUUCAGUGGAAAGCUUCCGAGAACAUGGUUCAGAAGUGUAGAUCAGCUCCCGAUGAAUAUUGGGGAUCCACACUAUGAUCCUCUUUUCCCUUUUGGGUUUGGACUUGAAACUGAGUCAGUUAAGGAGCUCGUAACAAGAUCAACUUCAGCUGAUGUAUUUAGAAGGCCAUGGACAUUUCUCGUUGCUGUUGCUCUAAUUAUCAGCUUAAGACUAGAGUUUCCAUAGUUACAAGCUGGCAAACGGUCCGUAGAGGUAUAAUUUUACCUCUGAAAUCUAAACUGAACAGUGAUUGCGAUCUCAAUUUUUUGUGACAAUCGCAACAUUCUUUAUUGGAACUUGCACCAUCAUAUGUGUAAUCUUUGCUGAAAAUAUGUCGGCUGUUUGGUAGUUAUUGAUAGAGUGAAGAGUCUAGAUUUAUUUGACCUCUGGUUUAUUGAUACGGGAAAUUGGCUUCAGUUCUUGCCGUGGUUUUUGGUUGAAUGGUUGAUAUGACAUUCCAGUUGAAAUAACUUGUAUAAGUAAUAGCACCCAGACAGUAGAGGUUGCAU
Molecule: messenger RNA, 2303 nt
Organism: Fragaria vesca subsp. vesca
Lineage: Eukaryota; Viridiplantae; Streptophyta; Magnoliopsida; Rosales; Rosaceae
Product: lysosomal beta glucosidase-like
Exons: 10
Coding region: 1-1980 (659 amino acids)
Biological process (GO): glucan catabolic process
Molecular function (GO): beta-glucosidase activity
Source: RefSeq, a predicted model, not a curated record